Molecule: messenger RNA, 480 nt
Organism: Vicia faba (fava bean)
Lineage: Eukaryota; Viridiplantae; Streptophyta; Magnoliopsida; Fabales; Fabaceae
Source: the annotation of a GenBank genome assembly
AUGACCGUUCAACUCAUCAUGGAAUACUUCAGUAACCACACUUUAUCAAACAAGUACCAAGAGAAUGAUGCAGUUGAAGAGGCUGCUUCUGUUGAAACCAUUGCUGACUUUGCUGUUUCGAAGUUUAAGAAUGUUAUUUCACUUCUGAGUCGAAACCGAACAAGAUCCGGUCACGCUCGUUUCAGAAGAGCACCUUUACCUUCUGAAACUAUAGUCUACCGUGCAACUCCGUUGCAGCAGAUUCCUCCGCUUGUCCCCACAAAUGAAGUGGUUGAGAAGAACAAGAUUAUUGAUUCUCUUAUGCAUCUGCUAAUUCGUUCAUGUCUUCUCUCACCGGUGAUGCUGUACAUGUUCUUCUUCAUGGGAAAGCCUUGUGUUUCUUCGUGUUCGUUGAAGAGAAAGUGUGAUUCUGAGAAUUUCGGUUCUGGCAAGUGUGGUAGUUCUCUAGAAACUGUCAUUGUUCAAAAAAGAGAAAAAUGA